Heteronotia binoei (common prickly gecko) is the source of this 1519-nucleotide messenger RNA. RefSeq names its product zinc finger protein OZF-like. Lineage: Eukaryota; Metazoa; Chordata; Lepidosauria; Squamata; Gekkonidae. Bases 136 to 1473 code for a protein of 445 amino acids. The transcript is spliced from 2 exons. The record is from RefSeq and is a predicted model, not a curated record.
UGUCAACAGGCACAUGCGGGAGAGAAACAUUAUAGUUGCUCAAACUGUGACGAGAGUUUCUCAGAGGAGUCAGACCUUAUUAAACACCAAAGCAUUCAUUCAAAAGAGACGCCAUUGAUCUGUUCAGAGAGCAGAAUGACAUCUUCUGAUGGAAGACAGGAAAAUCUACAUUUUCCUGGGAACAUUCUAACAAAGGCGUGUAAAUGCUUUUGGUGUGGAAGGUACUUUAAAUAUAGAUCACAGUUCCUUGUGCACCAAAGGAUACAUACAGGGGAGGAACCUUUUGAGUGCUCUGAGUGUGGAAAGAGAUUCAAUCACAGUAAAAAUCUUGCACGGCAUCGAGCAACUCACACAGGGGAGAAACCUUUUGAAUGCUUGGAGUGUGGAAAGAGACUCAGUCGGCGCAGCCAUCUUCAUAAGCAUUUAAGAACACACACAGGGGAGAAAACUUUUGAGUGCUCAGAGGAAUGUGGAAGGCAAUUUUCUUAUGGUAGCGAUUUGCAACAGCAUCUAAGAACCCACACAGGGGAGAAACCUUUUGACUGCUCUGAGUGUGGAAAGAGAUUCAGUCGGAGUAACCAUCUUCAACUGCAUCAAAGAAUCCACACAGGGGAGAAACCCUUUGAAUGCUUAGUGUGUAGAAAGCGAUUUUCUUAUAGUAGCAAUUUUCAACGGCAUCUGAAAACCCACACAAAAUACAAGCCGUUUGAAUGCUCAGAGUGUGGAAGGAAAUUCAGUCAGCUUGGUAGUCUUCAGCAACAUCAGGGAACUCACACAGAGGAGAACCUCUUUGAAUGCUCAGAGUGUGGUAAGAAAUACAGUCAAAUAUAUGUCCUUCAAAAGCAUCUAAGAACCCACACUGGUGAGAAACCAUUUGAAUGCUCAGAAUGUGGAAAGCAGUUUUCUUACAGUAGCGAUUUGCAACAGCAUCUAAGAACCCACACAGGGGAAAAACCUUUUGAAUGCUCUGAAUGCAGAAAGAGAUUCCGUCAGAGUGGCGAUCUCCUGCUACAUCAAAGAACCCACACAGGGGAAAAACCUUUUGAAUGCUCAGAAUGUGGAAAGAGGUUCAGUCGGAGUGGUAAUCUUCAUCAACAUCAAAGAACCCACACUGGUGAGAAACCAUUUGAGUGCUCAGAGUGUGGAAAGAGAUUCAGUCAGAGUGGCAAUCUUCUACUGCAUCAAAGAAACCACACAGGGGAAAAACCUUUUGAAUGCUCAGAAUGUGGAAAGAGAUUCAGUCGGAGUAGCCAUCUUCACAAGCAUUUAAGAACUCACACAGGGGAGAAACCUUUCGAGUGCUCAGAAUGUGGAAAGAGAUUUAGUCAGAGCGCCCAUCUUCAAAGGCAUUCAAGAACUCACACAGGAGAGAAACCUUUUGAGUGCUCAGAAUGUGAGAAGAGAUUCAGUCAGAGAAGCCAUCUGCUACUGCAUCAAAGAAUCCACACAGGGGAGAAACUUUUUGAAUCCUGAGAGUGUGGAAAGCAAUUUUGUGACAAUAGCAAUUUUCAACGGCAUC